GCUGCAUCCUCGUUCAAGACCUCUCUAAGAAACGAGACAGGAGGCUGAAAAGGGACCGGAGACGACUGACGAGACACAAGCCAGCGAGAACGCUCUGACCAACUUACGUCAUGCUUUUGAUAAUCCAGAGAUCUUGCCGGUGCGUGCCUACCAUCCGGAGGCUGCAUGUAUCUGCCCUGGAAGUGGCUGAACGCCCAGGCCCAGAGGAAACGGUGACUGCCAGCUUUGCCGCAUUCAUCCACGGCCUGCAGCCGGAGCAGCUGACGCAAAAAGUGUUGCAGCGGAGCAAGAGGAUGGCGCUGGACAGCAUUGGCGUGGGCAUCGUCGGCAGCACCACCUAUGUGUUUCAGCUGGUCCUGCAGCACUGCCAGCAAAUGUACGCCCCCGAUCACAGCAGCUCAGUCUACGGCCGCCCAGGCACUAAGCUUUCUCCAACGCUGGCUGCCUUAGUCAACGGAGUGGCAUCUCACUCCAUGGACUUUGACGACACCUGGCACCCAGCCACCCAUCCCUCGGGCGCCGUGCUACCCGCCCUCCUGGCCAUCAGUGACAUGCUACCCAGAAACAGCAAGCCUAGCGGGAUGGACCUGCUGAUAGCAUUCAACGUGGGCAUUGAGAUCCAGGGCAGGCUGCUACGGUUCUCCAACGAGGCCCAGAACAUCCCCAAGAGCAGGUUCCACCCCCCCACUGUGGUGGGCCCCAUGGGAAGUGCUGCAGCCUGCGCUCGCCUCCUGUCCCUGGACCGCAUUCAGUGCAGCCACGCCUUGGCUAUAGCUGCAUCCCUGGCGGGGGCACCCAUGGCAAAUGCGGCCACGCAGUCCAAGCCUCUUCACAUCGGCAAUGCAUCGCGACAGGGCCUAGAGGCUGCGUUCCUGGCAUCGCGUGGCUUGCAGGCUAGUUCCCUGAUGCUGGACUCCGUUCCUGGAGUGUCUGGCUUCAGUGCCUUCUAUGAGGACUAUGCUCCUCAACCGUUGCCUUCCCCCGAGGAGGUGGAACCCUCGUUCCUGCUGGAAGAGCAGGACAUGGGCUUCAAGCGCUUCCCUGCCCACCUGGGCAUGCACUGGGUGGCCGACGCGGCUGCCUCCAUCCACAAGCAGCUGGUCGGCUCCCACAACGGUAACUUCAACCCAGCAUUCAUCCAAGACAUCCUGCUGAGGAUCCCUCCCUCCAAGUACAUCAAUAGGCCAUUCCCUGAGUCCGAGCAUGAGGCCCGCCAUUCAUUCCAGUUCAACGCCUGCACAGCUCUGCUGGACGGGGAAGUGACCGUGCAAUCCUUCCACCCCGUCAGUCUCCGGCGACCCGAGCUGCACACUCUGCUGUCCCGGGUGCGUGUUGAGCACCCCAAUGACAACUCCGCCAACUUCGACCUCAUGUAUGCAGAGGUGUUAGUGACGCUGGUCAAUGGGGACGUUCUCAAAGGCCGUUGUAACACGUUCUAUGGGCACUGGCGCAACCCCCUCACCGACAACAGCCUGCAAAGAAAGUUCCGAUCCAAUGCUGGUGCCGUGCUGUCUUCAGAUAAGGUCGAGGGACUGAUAGAAAUUGUAGACAGGCUAGAGCAACUCGAAGACUGCAGCCCUCUCCUCGCUCAGCUUCAGUAGUAUGACUGUCCAGGAGGUGGAGGCGGAGAACCAAACUGAAUGUAGUACAUCAGCUUUAUGUAGUAAGCAUUUUCUACUAAUACAACAGGCAUAGCUGUAAUUGAGGACAAAGCCUCCUGCACAUCAACUUUAAAUGAGACUGUGUGUCACUUAAAGUAAUUUUACUGAAGGAUUUUUUCGCAAUAUUGUAUAUACUUAUAAUAAGUUGUAUCAGCACAUAAAAAUUCUGUGAUCCAAGUUUGAAGGGCUCCCCUUCCCAAUGGAUGAAUGGCAUGAAGAAUAAUGAAAUUAUUUAAAGAUGAUUGAUCAUGCUGUUUGCAUUCUGCAUAAUGUUAAAUGUUUGUCAUAAUGUUACAAUAUAUUCUUGGGCUUUGUACAAGAUGUCAAUCAGCCAUUCAUAGCAUUAACGAACACCAUUCAAUGUGUUUACUAUCAACUCCAGAUUCAAGUGUAAUUAUGUAAUUAUUAAUUAUUAAGUACCAAGUAUUCAUAAUUUAUAUAAUUUGUAAUCUAUUUAUGUAAAUACCAAACUAUAAUCAUAUUGCUUGUUGCAGUGUUGAGUGAAUAUUGGUGAAUUUUUGAAUUGGGGACUACGUAAAAUUCACAGUCUGAAUCAUAUUUGGUAAAAAUGGAUUUGAAAUGGGGGGUGGCAUGGUGGUGCAGUGGUUAGCACUGUUGCCUCACACCUCUGGGACCCGGGUUCAAGUCUCCGCCUGGGUCACAUGUGUGUGGAGUUUGCAUGUUCUCCCCAUGUCGUCGUGGGGUUUCCUCCAGGUACUCCGAUUUCCCCCCCCACAGUCCAAAAACAUGCUGAGGCUAAUUGAAGUUGCUAAAUUGCCCAUAGGUGUGCAUGUGAGAGUGAAUGGUGUGUGAGUAUGCCCUGCGAUGGGCUGGCCCCCCAUCCUGGGUUGUUCCCUGCCUUGUGCCCAUUGCUUCCGGGAUAGGCUCCGAACCCCCCGCGACCCAGUAGGAUAAGCAGCUUGGAAAAUGGAUGGAUGGAUGGAUUUGAAAUGAGUAUCUAGACAGUAACCAUGAGACACAGACCCAGUCAGGCUAGGGCUAAGAUUCAGGUUGCUUUAUUCAUACCCGUAGGUAAAUUUAGCUUACAGGAAUAGUCGGCAUGCAUAUAACCAGCAAACAACCCCAAGCCUGCUCUUUGCAUCGCUCGCCCGUGCAAUCGCCCUCUUAACCAGCUGCGAUCGUGACACGACAUAAGUAUAAUUAUCUAAUCACAUGCAUAAAAUAAUAUUUGAUAAAAUACAUAAGAUCACAUGUAUAAAAUACUAUUAGAAAAUAUAUGAGGAAGUAUGCACUGCCUCUUUUCCUUGCCCAACUAUAGUCGCAUUGUUCAGCUGAAUAACGUACACGGGAACAAAGCUAUUCUCUAUCAUGUGCCUCUUAGUUCUGCCCUUCGGAAUUGGAUAAUGUUUGUUAUUAAAGUAUAUUAAAGCUGUUAUGUUAGGAUGCUAAGAUAUACUUACAUGCUACUUAUGAAUGUUCUAUAAAUGCAUUAUAAAGGUAUUAUAAAGGUGCUGUUAAUAUAAAGCACUAGCAUAACUUUUUUUAUACAGGGGCAAUAGAUUGGGUAACUUUAUGAAA
Brienomyrus brachyistius is the source of this 3200-nucleotide messenger RNA. It is a transcript of the gene irg1l, whose product is annotated as immunoresponsive gene 1, like. NCBI's taxonomy places the organism in Eukaryota, Metazoa, Chordata, Actinopteri, Osteoglossiformes, Mormyridae. Gene Ontology annotation, molecular function: lyase activity. The record is from RefSeq and is a predicted model, not a curated record. The transcript has 6 exons. Bases 111 to 1601 code for a protein of 496 amino acids.